GUCAUAUCAAGGCGCCGUCGAAAUUGACAGGAGGGUCCUUUUUCUACAAGAGUCGUAACCGGUGGCUCUGGAAGGUUCUGGAUGAAGCAGGAGAUAAAUCAGAAUCUGAACCCAUCUGAAGCCAAGCAGCCCCUUCCGUGUCUUGGGGUACAUCUGUCCCCAUCAAAAGUAUUUUAGUAACAUAUUCCGACGGAAAUAAGUAAGGAUGCCUGAAGCAAUGGCUGCACCGAAGAUGCUGAGUGGUGGGAUGAAAAACAAAGGACGUGGGGCAUAUGUGGACCGUGACAAGCCAGCACAGAUUCGGUUCAGUAACAUCUCCGCAGGAAAGGGUAAACUACAAAUACAGAAUUCGUAUUUCAUUGUUGGACGAAUAAAUAACUACCCCUAACGGUUGUGUUUGCCCCAGACAGUUGUCAUACCAUCAGCUGCUGCGACGACACUCCCUUUGCUAAUGAAUGAAUGAAUGCUACUGCUGGUUCAGUCUGGGCAGGGCAACCGUUAGCCACAAGUUGGUACCUAGUUAGUUAGAAUCUGUUAUAGAGCAAAUCAUUGUUCUUUACACCCUUCGUGCAGCCCCAAACACUGUGACUGGCAUUAGUGCGCUAUCUAGCAAUCAGUGGCCAGAUGAUCGUCAUUAUUGUACCCUAGCUAUGUGAGGACCAACAAUUGACAAAAUGAACUGUACUGAUGUCAUGAGCAUCCAUUUAUGUACUCUUUAACCAAUAUAAUAUUUUGGGUUCUUGUCCCCCUCAGUAGUCAAGCAGUAAACAUUGUCCAUAAAAGGUAUCCUAAUGUUAGAGGGGCGGGUCGUCUUUGUGGAAGUAACAGAUUUUUUUUGGUUUGACAGCUGUUGCUGAAUGCAUCAGAACCAGCCUUGGACCUAAGGGCAUGGACAAAAUGGUAAUUAAGUGUAACCAUUUACAUCAACAUCUGUCUUGACUUCUCUUCACCAUCUCUCAAGGUUUGGUCAUUUGUCUGUAACUAAAAGAGGAAUUGAUUCUUACAGAUUCAGGAUGGGAAGGGUGAUGUGACCAUCACCAACGACGGGGCCACCAUCCUGAAACAGAUGCAGGUGCUGCACCCUGCAGCCAAGAUGGUAAGGUUCAAGAGAAAGGAGCUGGGGAUAUGUUCCCAAGUUUCUGCACUGUCAUCUACAAUUGUUGUGGCCCUUUGUUGAAAUUUUGAAUUACUGCUCUAACAUCUGGCAAGGCACUGUCAUUUGAGCUAUAAUUCAAAGCAUCUUUGGUAACUUUCCUCUCUAGCUUCUAUGUCCCUUUGAGAGAUCACCAAUAUCAGGAGUUUGACGCUAUGUUUUGCCUGUUUGUCUUUCAGAUGGUAGAGCUGUCCAAAGCCCAGGAUAUUGAGGCUGGUGACGGCACAACCUCGGUGGUGGUGAUUGCUGGUGCCCUGCUUGAUGCAUGCGGCAAGUUGCUUCAGAAGGGUAAGUGACGUGGAACCAAUUGCAUAGUUAUCAAAAGGGCAAACCCGGCACCGUUGACACUCUCCAGGACCAGGCUUGCUGACCACUGGACUACACUAUAAACUCCUAGACCAGAAUCUGUUCUAAUCUAACAGAGUCCCUGCAUCCUAAAGCUUUAAUACUAACUGCCUGUCCUCUUCUUCUCCACCAGGUAUCCACCCCACCACUAUCUCGGAGUCGUUCCAGAAGGCGGUGGACAAGGGCGUGGAGGUGCUGACGGCCAUGAGCCAGCCGGUGCUGCUGAGCGACCGUGAGACACUGCUGAACAGCGCCACCACCUCGCUGUGCUCCAAGGUAGUGUCGCAGUACUCCAGCCUGCUAGCACCGAUGAGCGUGGACGCCGUGAUGCGCGUCAUCGACCCGGCCACCGCCACCGGCGUGGACCUGCACGAUAUCCACAUUGUCAAGAAGCUGGGGUGAGGAGGGAGGGGAAGGGUGGUGGGUCCAGAUUAUGUGUUCACUACUGUAAAUUGUUCUGGAUAAGAGCGUCUGCUAAAUGACUAAAAUGUAAGUGUUUAGUUAGGAUUACAAACAGGGUUGUUUGCAGGAUUGACUUCUGGGUCAUGUUCAUUAGGGCACGCAACAGGAAAUGUUAAAACGUUUUACUACGGAACAUUUUCUUAUUGGAAAAGUCCAGGUAGUCCCUCCCUUUAGCAGUUCCUUUUCUGCCAGUUGGUGCCUAAUGAACAUGAUCCAGCAGUAUACCAUAGGCUACUAAUGUAGGAUCAGUGUGAUACCAUACCUUUCCUAAAGCUUCUGACAGCUUCCAACAGUUGAAGGUCAGUUUGGAUAGGCACAUUUUCACUCCCCAGUUCUCUCUCUGUGGGGACGUGGACAUGUCUGAUGUGCCAGAUCAAUCUCAGGCGGUCAAUUAGCAGAAUGGCUCCACUUUGCUUUCCCUGCCAGUCACCUUCUGACAAUGUAUCACAACAAAAACAUAAUUGUGUAACCAGCAACAAAUCAAAACUAAUGUCCUACUUGAGUGUUUAUCAAUGGCUUGCGCAUGGCUAGACAAAUGAAACUGAUCUCAAUCGACAAUGCAAAUGAUUGCACUUUUUCGUUAAUGAUUUUGCCUUGGUCCAAGAGCCUUUGUUUGGAAUCAGCCAGGUAGACACUGCUGCCCCUGAUUUUCCGCCCAUAAUAAUGAUCUGUGUGUUUCUCUGCAGUGGGACCAUUGAUGACUGUGAGCUGGUGGACGGCCUGGUGCUGACCCAGAAGGUGGUCAACUCCAGCGUGUCCCGUGUGGAGAAGGCCAAGAUCGCCCUCAUCCAGUUCUGCUUGUCCCCGCCCAAAACCGACGUAAGACCAUCAGAAUCGCUAACUGUUUAUGUCUCGGUGAAAUUGACUUCCAUGUACGUCAGUCAGUGUUCUUGAUGUUAUGGUGGACUACUGUAGCAUUUUAUCUGUUACCCUCAAUCAUUUAAUUUUCUUACAAUUGUUUUGUUGUUAUUUUGUCUCUCCAUAUGUGUUUAUUUGUGGUCCCUCUCGCGUGUUGUCUCCAGAUGGACAACCAGAUAGUGGUGUCGGACUAUGCCCAGAUGGACCGCGUGCUGCGCGAGGAGCGCGCCUACAUCCUAAACCUGGUCAAACAGAUCAAGAAGGCGGGCUGCAAUGUCCUGCUCAUCCAGAAGUCCAUCCUCAGGUAACACCCAAUGCAUUACCGUCACAUCACCGUAACGUAAUCAAUUCACUUUGGCCAAUCGCCCACACAAUAUCUAGAAAUGUAUUUGUGAGAGUAAUCAAUAGAAGGGCAAGUAUUGGCACUGUUACCAUGUGUUCAUCUGUAUAUUAGACUCUUCCCAUAGGUGGACCUCUGUCUGCAUCUCUAUUUAUGGAUGACGUGAAGAGGUAGACAUGGUUAAAUGAUAGUCCCACACUUCUUUCAGAGAUGCUCUGAGCGAUCUGGCCCUCCACUUCCUGAACAAGAUGAAGAUCAUGGUGGUCAAGGAGAUCGAGAGGGAGGACAUUGAAUUCAUCUGCAAGGUAAAACAAAAUAACAUUGUAUUGGUCUUGACUUUGUAGAUCAUGUUCUGCAACAGCCAAAUGCUGACUGUUGAAGCUGAACUAACCUUGCCCCCCCCCCCCUACAGACCAUUGGCACCAAGCCCAUCGCCCACAUUGAUCAGUUCCUUCCAGAGAUGAUGGGCACCGCCGAGCUGGCAGAGGAGGUCAGCCUGGAUGGCUCUGGCAAGCUGGUCAAGGUAUGCUAAUUCACUCAGUCUGGCUCAAUUAAUCUCUCCAAGGCUUGGCUACGGGACUGCUUUCUUGCUUCCAUCACAACUAUGCGUGUGGCGAAAAGACUCGUCAAAAUACCCAUGUUUUAUCCUAAUGAUAAUACCCUUGUGUUAUUUGUUAAUGGUCAUUGAAAACAGUGACGAUUUUAGGGAUUGCAUGUAGCCUAUGUGUAUUCCAACCUCCAUAAAUGAAAUUGUGAAAGUUCUUUGCUGUAAAUGUUUGUUGUAAUAUCAAUUUGAAUGUUUUAGAAAAGCUUAUUCUAAGAUAACAUUGGCAUGUGUCUGAUCUCCAUUUCCCAUUGAAAGUGAAUUCAUGCUGUUUCUCUCUGGCCUGUUCCUCUCCAUAGAUCACAGGCUGCACCAGCCCCGGUAAGACGGUGAGCAUCGUGGUGCGCGGCUCCAACAAGCUGGUGAUCGAGGAGGCGGAGCGCUCCAUCCACGACGCUCUGUGUGUCAUCCGCUGCCUGGUGAAGAAGAGGUACGGUACUGCAGCCAUUCUGGUCAGCUGUCUGACCAACACCAACACUCUGUAGACUCAUGCAGUGAUAGAUGUGUAAUAAUUACAUAGAAAAGUAAGCACCAAUCCCUCUAAGCUUUGCCCACUCGUGGCUGUCCGUGUCACAAGUGGCCAUUUCUGGGGGACAGAGCAACCCUCUCUUCAACCUGGGUCAGGGGCUUCACCCCUGGCUCUGGACCUGUUGAGAGGAACACACUCCUCUGAAGGACUACAACUACACCUAAAAUGGCUGUGAAGGAUGUGCACUUUGUCCUUUUUAAUGUGCUUAACAGAUCUUGUGAUCAAUCCCAAUUGACCUUGACACCAACCAUUUGAUAUUUCCGUUUUGAUAUCAUCCAGUUUUGUCAGAUCUAAAACGCCCUCUUUUAUAACAGAAGAAAGAGGGAAAAGAAGUGGGUACCAAAGUAUCUAAGACCAGCUAACCAGUCAUUUGCUAUAAACCAUUUUCUAUGCAUUCAAUAAAUUCCUUGUUUGGUUAACUUAUCUAUAUCAGUGGGGUGCGUCUCAAUCCCCGUAUCCUUCACUCAAUCUGCACUGAUCUGAAAAUGUAGAACUAUAGCCUAGAGCUAGGACGAUAAACCGAAAAUUAUCGACACCGACUAUACCGACCACUUAUCGUGGGCAUUUUGUGGAUAUCGUUUAUUAUGAUAAGUAGCCUAUACUAGAGAAAUGUGAAGUUUGACAUAAAAAAAGUUUGCUAAUAUGGGUGACUGUAAAUAGGACAAUUGAUAGCUACAUUUAAACUAUUCGUUUUUAAAGGGGUAAUACAAACUGUGGUUCACAUUCAUGUUGUAAAUUUCUCGUUCGCAUAUUAAUAAAAUCAAUUCAUUGCAAUAUGGAUUUAUGUCCCUAUUGAUCAGCUCUACCACAUCCUAUUUGAUAUUUGCUUUCAUCAGUUUGUUUAACAUCAGAAUGGCGCAAAAGCCCAUUUUGUUUAAUCUCUUCACCUUGACUGAUGCCUUUUCUCUUCCUCCCAGGGCUCUGAUCGCCGGUGGCGGUGCCCCUGAGAUCGAGCUGGCCCUGCGUCUGGCUGAGUACUCCCGCACGCUGCCAGGCAUGGAGGCGUACUGCGUGAGGGCCUACGCAGACGCCCUGGAGGUGGUGCCGUCCACACUGGCCGAGAACGCCGGCCUCAACCCCAUCUCCACUGUCACAGAGCUCCGCAAUAGGCACGCCCAAGGCGAGAAGACUGCCGGGAUCAACGUCCGCAAGGUACAGCCCUGCCACGCUCUCCUGAAUUCUGUUUGAUUUUAUGCUUAUUUUCACCCUGCCGUAGUUGGUUCUCAGGCUGCAACGUUGAACAUUCAGAUUUAGAACCAAUGUGAUUGUCUCGUGAGGCUAGAGUCACGCCUUGACGACACCUCAUUGUCCUGGUGUACUAGAGUGCUCACAGUAAACGUAUUUGCCUAGUCAUUGACUAGUUCCCUUGUGGCCCAGCCAAUCACCAGCUCGGAUACAGAACCUCCAUUUUGACAGUUUUUGUCAUUUAAGAUUUACAUUACUACAGUUGCGUACUAGAUAUGUGAUUGUCUAUCAUGUAGAAUAGGGAAUUGACUCGUCUCCACUCAAUACAUCUAUCUGCAACAUUCUAAAUGUUUCACCCCUGGUUAAACACCCUGGAGGUAACGAUCUCCCCAUUCCUCUCUCAGGGCGGUAUCUCCAACAUUCUGGAGGAGCUGGUGGUGCAGCCUCUGCUGGUGUCUGUCAGCGCUCUGACCCUCGCCACCGAGACGGUCCGCAGCAUCCUCAAGAUUGACGAUGUGGUAAGAGACCAGACCACCCUAUGGUGUCACUAGUGGAGAUCUGCCAUCUCAUUCACCUGCAUUAUGUCUUGUAUGCCCAUUUUAGUAUGGCACAACACUAUAUAAAUUGAAAGCUCCCGCUUCACUUCAACUGUGUCCUUGUAAGGUAAUACGUAUUUCCCCUUGUCUUGCAGGUGAACACCCGAUAAGGAGAUUUGUCAAUAUAGCAAGAACCCAACCUGUGUUACUGCACCUGCUUGUGCCACAAGGAGUCAUAGGACUGGCUGCUUGCUAAGACCCGUAUGUCCAGAAGUCCUCUGUAGUUGAUGCGUUCUGUAAUUUAAUAAAUGUUACUUCUUUUUUUUUGACACUCCAUGUCUUGUCUUUGUGCCUUUUGUUUACUUCUUCCUUGGGCUCCCUCAGUGACUGACCCCACUGACAAGCAGUUAAUCUUUAAAUCUCAGGCUAGUGUCAUGACACUAACGGCAUGGUGUUAACGACAGGUGGUAUUGGCAGUCAACUGUCAACCCUGGUUUGGGUAGAUAAGAUAUCACCAUGAACCAUUUACAUCAUUUAGCAGACGCUCUUAUCCAGAGCGACUUACAAAUUGGUGCAUUCAACUUAUGAUAGCCAGUGGGACAAGCACUUUAUUUUUAUUUAUUUUAUUGUGGGGGAAGAAGGUUUACUUUAUACUAUUCCAGGUAUUCCUUAAAGAGGUAGGGUUUCAAGUGUCUCCGGAAGGUGGUCAGUGACUCUGCUGUCAUGGGGGAGCUUGUUCCACCAUUGGGGUGCCAGAGCAGCGAAUAGCUUUGACUGGGCUGAGCGGGAACUGUGCUUCCGUAGGGGAGCUAGCAGGCCAGAGGUAGUGCCCUUGUUUGGGUGUAGGGUCUGAUCAGAGCCUGAAGGUAAGGAGGUGCCGUUCCCCUCACAGCUCCGUAGGCAAGCACCAUGGUCUUGUAGUAGAUGCGAGCCUCAACUGGAAGCCAGUGGCGUGUGCGGAGGAGUGGGGUGACAUGAGAGAACAUGGGAAGGUUGAACACCAGACGGGCUGCAGCGUUCUGGAUAAAUUGUAGGGAUUUAAUGGCACAGGCAGGGAGCCCAGCCAACAGCGAGUUGCAGUAAUCCAGACGGGAGAUGACAAGUGCCUGGAUUAGGACCUGUGCCGCUUCCUGUGUAAGGUAGGGUCGUACUCUGCGAAUGUUGUAGAGCAUGAACCUACAGGAUCGGGUCACUGCUUUGAUGUUAGCGGAGAACGACAGGGUGUUGUCCAGGGUCACGCCAAGGUUCUUUGCACUCUGGGAGGAGGACACAAUGGAGUUGUCAACCGUGAUGGCGUGAUCAUAGAGUGGGCAGUCCUUCCCCGGGAGGAAGAGCAGCUCCAUCUUGCCAAGGUUCAGCUUGAGGUGGUGAUCUGACAUCCACACUGAUAUGUCUGCCAGACAUGCAGAGAUGCGAUUCGCCACCUGGUUAUCAGAAGAGGGAAAGGAGAAAAUUAAUUGUCGUCUGCGUAGCAAUGAUAGGAGAGACCAUGUGAGGAUAUGACCGUGCCAAGUGACUUGGUGUAUAGAGAGAAUAGGAGAGGGCCUAGAACUGAGCCCUGGGGGACAUCAGUGGUGAGAGCACGUGGUGCGGAUACAGAUUCUCGCCACGCCACCUGGUAGGAGCGACCUGUUAGGACGCAAUCCAAGAGUGAGCAGCGCCGGAGAUGCCCAACUCGGAGAGGGUGGAGAGGAGGAUCUGAUGGUUCACAGUAUCAAAGGCAGCGGAUAGGUCUAGAAGGAUAAGAGCAGAGGAGAGCCUCCGUGACACAGAGAAGAGCAGUCUCAGUUGAAUGACCAGUCUUGAAACCUGACUGGUUUGGAUCAAGAAGGUCAUUCUGAGAGAGAUAGCAGGAGAGUUGGCUAGAGACGGCACGCUCAAGAGUUUUGGAGAGAAAAGAAAGAAGGGAUACUGGUCUGUAGUUGUUGACAUCGGAGGGAUCGAGUGUAGGAUUUUUGAGGAGGGGUGCAACUCUCGCUUUCUUGAAGACGGAAGGGACAUGGCCAGCGGUCAAGGAUGAGUUGAUGAGCGAGGUGAGGUAAGGGAGAAGGUUUCCGGAAAUGGUCUGGAGAAGAGGGGAGGGGGUAGGGUCAAGCGGGCAGGUUGUUGGGUGGCCGGCCGUCACAAGUCGCAAGAUUUCAUCUGGAAAGAGAGGGGAGAAAAGUCAAAGGGUAGGGUAGUGUGAGCAGGGUGUCAUUUGACUUAAUAAAUGAGGAUCGGAUGUCGUCAACCUUUUCAAAAUGGUUGACGAAGUCAUCCACAUAGAGGGAGGAGGAGGAGGAUUCAGCAGGGAGGAGAAGGUGGCAAAGAGCUUCCUAGGGUUAGAGGCAGAGGCUUGAAAUUUAGAGUGGUAGAAAGUGGCUUUAGCAGCGGAAACAGAGGAAGAGAAUGUAGAGAGGAGGGAGUCUAGUUUUCCUCCAUUUACGCUCGGCUGCCCGGAGCCCUCUUCUGUGAGCUCGCAAUGAGUCGUCAAGCCACAGAGCAGGAGGGGAGGACCGAGCCGGCCGGGAGGAUAGGGGACAUAGAAAGUUAAAAGAUGCAGAAAGGGAGGAGAGGAGGGUUGAGGAGGCAGAAUCAGGAGAUCGGAGGGAGAAGGAUUUAGCAGAGGGAAGAGAUGAUAGGAUGGAAGAGGAGAGAGAGGGCGAAGGUUGCGACGGCACAUUGCCAUCAGAGUAGGGGCAGAGUGAGUAGUGUUGGAGGAGAGCGAGAGAGAAAAGGAUACAAAGUAGUGGUCGGAGACUUGGAGGGGAGUUGCAGUGAGAUUAGUAGAAGAACAGCAUCUAGUAAAGAUGAGGUCAAGCUUAUUGCCUGCCUUGUGUGUAGGGGAGGACAGUGAGCGGGUGAGGUCAAAAGAGGAAAGGAGUGGAAAGAAGGAGGCAGAGAGAAAUGAGUCAAAGGCAGACGUAGGGAGGUUAAAGUCACCCAGAACUGUGUGGGGUGAGCCAUCCUCAGGAAAGGAACUUAUCAAGGCGUCAAGCUCAUUGAUGAACUCUCUAAGGGAACAGGGAUAGACAGACACAUAGUUGACAGGCUACAGAAAAAGGCUACAAUAAUGCAAAGGAGAUCGGAAUGAAAUGAACUAAACAUCUGGGAAAGCGAGAGAGCGGGGCCUCCCUCACUUACGUUUCACUGAAACACUCAAAUAUAACUUUCCCAACUUCCACUUUAGAAAUUAUAAUUGUUGUAAACUACAGCGGUUCAAUGUUUUCUAGGAAUAGACUCUAACUUAGUUUAUUCAACUAGCUAACGUGGUACAGUAUUCCUUCGUGAAAACCGUCCAGGGCACCGAAUCCUAUGACGCCAUAGCAACUAGCAUGCCAGCCUCCAAUAACACGGUUUAGCACCAAUACUCGGUUACAACAAACCACCAGUGUGUUAACACGCCAAACAGAUCAUUUGUGUCCGUGUCUAACAUUGUGUAAAGUUUUGGGUUAGUUUUGACAGUUUGAGUGAGUACUUCGUCAACUUAUUCAGCCAGUUAGUUAGCUAGAAUAGUUAGCAUACUAGCUAGCCAUUGCUCUCUGCCAACGAACCAACCCCUCCUCCCACGGCACGAAACACAGGGAGAGCCAAGCUAACGUUAACUAGUCACCCAUGUCCCGAAUUCCCUUGAACGUCUCUGGUUACCAGUUUGUAACAACAAAACAAAAAUAAAUGUAGGUUAUAAUUUACCCUUAGUAGCUACUGUUAGCCAGUUAAGUACAUAAAUCAAUCUGUGGGUCAUGCGCUCAACCUUAGUUUAUUUUAUGCCUAUAAAAACCUUAGACUGAAAGUUAUCAAUUUAGAAAUUGAAUAAAGUGUUAGGAUUAAGAAAUGCCAUGUUUUUGGCAUGAAUAAUCUGGUGGGGAAAUUACGGGAGCAUUUUAAAGCUACUGCUAAAACUUGAAUGUUGCAUGUAUACUGAACAAAAGUAUAAAUGCAACAAUUUCAAAAGAUUUGAGUGAGUUAGUUCAUAUAAGGAAA
This is a messenger RNA of Coregonus sp. 'balchen', 9975 nucleotides long. Lineage: Eukaryota; Metazoa; Chordata; Actinopteri; Salmoniformes; Salmonidae. The record is from the annotation of a GenBank genome assembly.